Molecule: messenger RNA, 7774 nt
Organism: Alligator mississippiensis (American alligator)
Lineage: Eukaryota; Metazoa; Chordata; Crocodylia; Alligatoridae
Gene: HDHD5
Product: haloacid dehalogenase like hydrolase domain containing 5
Exons: 8
Coding region: 209-1558 (449 amino acids)
Biological process (GO): glycerophospholipid biosynthetic process
Cellular component (GO): mitochondrion
Source: RefSeq, a predicted model, not a curated record
CCUGCAGGGAAGUACGACUACAUGCACCAGGGUGCUUUUCUGGCAGUGCAAAGCCACUGGAUUCUGGGACCUACAUUGUCCUUUCCCCCCACCCCAGGAGAAAAGGGUUGGCUCCUGCACGUGAUCAAUGUCCUCUGACCUCACUGGCAGGCUGGAAGCAGUGGGGAGGGGGUAGGGCUGCUGCCUUAUUUCCCGGGAGCAGCAAGGGAUGGCUCUGUGCUGUCUUGUCACUGUAAGCAAAGCAGCCUGGAGGAAAUGGUUGCCCGAGGCACAGAGGAGCAUCGUUCCCGCCAGGGCGGAGGGGCUCUGGGCCUCACUCUGGAGGAGCAGCAGCAGCAGCAGCAGCAGCAGCAGAGGUUUUGCAGGGAGACCCCUUGGCAUAACUCAGACUCCAACCUUUGGGUUCCUGUUUGAUAUUGAUGGAGUGCUGGUGCGUGGCCGCCAUGCCAUACCGGCUGCCCGGGAAGCCUUCCAGAAGCUGACAGACUCCAAUGGUCAGCUCCGUGUGCCUGUCGUCUUUGUGACCAAUGCUGGGAAUUGCUUUCGGCAUGCCAAGGCCCAGGAACUGUCCAGUGCCCUGGGAUUGGAGGUAUCUCCAGAGCAGAUCAUCCUGUCCCACAGCCCCCUGCUACUCUUCCGUCAGUUCCAUGAGAAGUGCGUGCUGGUGUCUGGGCAGGGACCAAUUGAGGAGAAUGCCAGGAACCUGGGAUUCCAGAAUGUGAUCACUAUAGAGGCACUGAGGAAAGCAUACCCCUUGCUGGACAUGGUAGAUCAAAGCCGUAGGCCAAAGGAGCUGCCUCCUCCAACUACAGACUUCCCUACCAUAGAAGGGGUGAUUCUGUUUGGGGAGCCAGUCCGAUGGGAGACAAACUUGCAGCUGAUUAUUGAUGUCCUCCUGAGCAAUGGGAACCCUGGGGCAGAACUGAGUGCCGUGCCAUACCCCCACAUACCUGUCCUUGCCUGUAACAUGGACCUCCUGUGGAUGGCAGAAGCCAAGAUGCCAAGGUUUGGCCAUGGCACCUUUCUUUUGUGCCUGGAGAACAUCUACAGGAAAGUGACUGGAAGGGAGCUGAAGUACGAAGCCCUGAUCGGCAAACCCAGCAUUGUCACCUACCACUAUGCUGAGUAUCUGAUCAAGCAGCAGGCAGAGAAGCAGGGGUGGGAGUCUCCCAUCUGCAGGCUAUAUGCUGUUGGGGAUAAUCCUAUGUCAGACAUCUAUGGUGCAAAUCUCUACAACAGCUACCUCAAAGCUGCACACCAGACCCAGGCCCAAGCUGGAGUGCGGGGGAGCAUGGUGGCAGCAGGUCCUCAGAAGGACUUCAACCUCGGGAAUGAUAGCAAUGUCUUGAUGGAGAGCUGCGAGUCUAUUCUGGUCUGCACUGGGGUCUACCGUCAUCACAGAGACAUGCCCCCUGUUUCAAAUGUGUGUGUGAGGGACACAGUGUUCCAUGGGCACCGGGACUUCUGCUUUGAUCCCAGCUUGAUGGAAGCCUCUUACGUGGUGCAGGAUGUGAAUGAAGCAGUGAAACUUGCUUUUGAGAAGGAGACCUGGAGUUAGGAGUGAAGCAGGUGUGGCAGAAAUCUGAUCAUCACAGUUUAGCACCGAAGCAGAAGGGAAAGGGGAAGAAACUGGAAGCUCUAGCAGAGCUGAAGAAAGUUCCCAAGUCCCUGUGGGCUUGAUGUCAAACAUUCCCCUUGUGUUGUCAAUUAUUUUGCAGUCCUAAUAGCUGCUAGCAGGGUUCCAAACCCUUGCAGAGCUAUACUUAAACUGCUGUUGUUGCAGUGGGCUCAACCCUCACGUGGGCAGGGUCCAUCUAGCUGGACCAUCCCAGCCCCUGUGUCUGUGGAACUGUAGUUACCUGAACCCUCUUCCUUCUCAAACUCUUCUAUGCAUCUAAGGUGAGGACUACACAACCCUCAUCCAUGCCACACAUUUUAUGGUGAAGUGCUUCCUCCCCUGUGCAGAAGAUCAUUGGUUAGUGCAUGAGACCUACCCUGCUCAGAGGCUUGAGUGGGUCCUUCAUGGUGCCUGGUACACACUGCCAGUCAGGGCAGAAUUUAGCCAUUUGUUACCACUGUCCUCAAAAUGUGCCUGUGGAUGUUAAGUAGCCUUUGCCCAGAGACUUAACACAUGCAGUCUUUAUCUUGAAAUAGUACAGAGAAUCUCAGUGGCCAUACGCUGAGUCCCUCAUGGAGCUGAAAUGUUGUGUCAUGCCAUCCUCAGCUUCAUUCUGUGGCUCUCCAGCAACAGAAGCUGUAGCAGGUCUCCUCAUAGGAAAACCUGUAUAACCACAAUGACUUUGUGCAGUGCCAAGAACGGUGUUAUUCCUCCUUUUAACUUUGUCUGAAAACACCUCUUCAUCUGGCUGCCAGCCCCAAGGGCUGACAGCCUUGCUUUGUAGCAGCAUUAGAAGUAGCCUCAGCUUAUAAACUGUGAGAGACAAGGAGAUUGCCUUUCUGCUGUAAUGUUGGGCUCUGAAGUGGUACUGAGGUUGAACAAAGACACAGGAAUGGAUCUUCUGGAUGUCUGUCAGAGGGUCGGUACCCUCCGUGCCCAAGCAUCACUGCUUCUAAAAUGGCAUCCAUAGGAACUGGGGUCACUGCCUCUUCUUCCCCUGCUAUGUUGACUGAGAGGGCAGCCGAUUUCUGCUCUUUUCACUUGGAAUGAUGAGGGUGAAGGCAGUGCAAGGACCAUAAAGCCAGAACACAACCACACUCAGGAACUGUAGACUGUCCUCAUCUUGGUUUCUGGGUCUUUUAACUAAAGAAGUCUUCCUCCUAAUCUUCCCCCCACUCCCCUUGUCCAUUUGUUCCUCAGUAAUAACCCUAAAUCCAAUCCUCUUUCCGAAAGACUCUCCAGAACAGUCAGUGCUAUUCUUGGUUUGGCUGUAGCAGCCAAGAGCUCACUGCCUCAGCAGCCUUCCCAGGUUUUGCAGAACUGGAGAGCUUCAGUACUUUAGCUCUGGCUGUGAUGAGGGGGAAGGGAGUGACAGAGGCAGGCAUUAAGGCCUCUCUCUCAAAAGUCUUGAGGAAUCUAAUUUAACUGUGAAAAUUCCCCCCAGGUGAAACUUAAACAGGGGGAAAAAAAGAUAUUGGCUUAGGCAAAGGAUUCCUUUUAGGGCUGCAGUCUCUCUCUGGUAAAACCAUAAGCCAUCCUGGGUCUUCGAACCACCCAAAUGACUCGUUGCUAGACUUUGUGUCACAACAAUUCAUUGUGUGCUAGUUGGGUUACUCCUAGCUCCCAGCAACAUGUGCCCAGGAGAAGAAGUGGGCCCCAAAGUCAGAUACAGCUUUUGCUGGCCACAAUUUUACUGGGGGGAGGAAGGGGUCCACUUUGCUUUGUAUUCAAAUCCCAGAUAAAGUGUUUGCAGAUUUCCUGCCUGCACUUUCUUUGACUUCAGGGUAUCUGCCUAGGAAGGUUGUAUUGGGAACCAGGCUCUUUCCUCUCACUUGACACACUAAGGCCAAGGAUUGGGUUCUAGGCACUGGAAGGGGAUUGCAUGUUCUGUCAGGUGACAGAGACAGAAGCCUCUUCUUUCUUGGUAAAGCUUUAACACCAAGCCAAACUCCAGCUCCUGCUGUGCAGUCCUGCGAGACCUGCAAUGUGGAGGAGCUUAUUCCUUGGUUUCCCUUGUUCUGGCCCAGGUUUGUUCUUGAAGUCUUAGUGGGACAAGUAUCAUUAGGGCUGCCAAGAUGGUAUGCAGAAAGUUGAGUUUAGUUCAGACUUCCCUGGAUUGCUUAGGGAACUUGUUACCUUGGUUUUCUCCAAGCUAUAGAGACCCAUGUCUUGUUCAUGAAGGAUGAGCUUUGCUGGACUUGGCUCAAGAGAGCAAUAUUCUGUUCCAUGGGUUGGAGCCAAGUCUUGAAUGACUUUCCUUUGCAUGCAGUGUACCAGCCUAGCACUACAGAGGUCUUUCUCGUGCUUCUUCAUUCCUCUGUCUCAACUUGUCCCUCAGCCCCCAUCAAGAUGGUUGACAUUUCUCUGCAGAGAGAUUGCCAACAACAGUUGCUAAUUUUCACAUGAACAGCAGCCUCUGUUCAAAUCCUAGAUGAGCUCAGGCCACAGAACAGCUGCCUAUUGGUGGCAGCUACUGGUCACUCCUUCCACUGGGCAUUCUGGACCAGAUUUCAAAGGCAGGAAGAAACUAAGUGUGCAGCUGCGUAAUCAUCUAUUAAUCCUCCAAACGCUUUAGUUACAUGUUUGGGGCUCUAUUACUGACGAUAGCUGGUAAUAUGGUUGUUACUUUGACGCACACAUUCUUGUUUCUUGCAUUUGGCCCAGUAACUGUGUCAAGCCUGUGGUGCUGUCCACAGAGGAAAGUGUAUGGCUGGAAUACAUUAGCCAAAGUUCCAGCAUCUGAUUAGAGUACUUUCUUUGUAGUGGCUUUCAUAGAAGGAUAUGGGAGAGUUCAGUAGGUAGGAGACAGCAUCAUUCUACAUCAUAAUGCCCUCUUAACACCCUCCCUCACAGUAAGGAAGUAUCUAGGAUCUGUAUUCAGCAGGGAGUAAUCUUGCAUUGCAGGAAGUGGCCUGGAUGAGCCAGUGGUCCCUUUCCAUUCCUAAGUACAGUGGAGGUGCUGGUGUGUUGCGCUAUGCAAGUCUGUUGCAUCUUUGGAAUUGUAAAUCCAUUCCUCCCUUUCCAGUCUACCCGUUUGUCUGGGGAGUAGGGCAGGGGGGGAAGAGACCUUUUAACCCUCAGAGCUGGUAUUCUAGUCAAGUUGGGUUGCACAGCGUGCAUGUCAUAUUAGCCCUGCAUGCCCGUGAAGGAGUUAAAAGGGGAAACCCCCCCCCCUAAAAAAACCAAGAGAAACAAAAACACAAACCCCAAACAAGCCACUAAAUAAAGAAUUUUGUUCUCUUAACACCCACCCCCACAUGCACCUUUCUCUGAAAGGAUCAUACCACUUCUAAUCAGCCGUAACCUGUUGGCUGGGUGACUAUGAGUGGCAGGUAGUAAAAGGCCUUGUCACCUGUCAGCGGGCAUAUUUACGUGUGCAAUUAGCAUGACAAACUCCAGCAUAGUUUAUACUGGAGUUUACUGCCCCUGGUCACUGCAUUUGCAUGUAUGCCUGGGAUCACAGCACAUUGAACUAGAUUGGAGCAGCCCUGGUUGGCAGGGUGUCAGGGGUCAGCCUGAAGCUUCUCCAACCUGAUUUGACAUGCUGUGGAGGGGCUGGCUGAGGCAUGAGGGUGUUCGAAUGCAGGGUUAGCCAGAAGGCAGCCCCUGCACUGAAGCACCCUCAUGCCCCAGCCGGCCCUAUCACUGUCUACAUGUGUUGCUGUGCACGAAAUAACACUGCUGAAGGAUAGUACUUAGGUUUACAAGUACUAACCUACUGUAGAGUUAAUUACUGGAGCCUAAUGGCUACAUGUGCAGAUGCUGAGACUUUACUGCAGAGCCAGUUAGGCAACUCCACUGGAAAUGUCUUGUGUAGAUGUGCCUAGCCUCUGUUAUGAACUCCAGGCCUUUUUUUUAAGACCUCUCUACUGUAAUAAGCAGCAGUUUGCCAGAAUCUUGUUCUACCAAAAAUAAUGGUCCUCUACCAGCUGGAUGCAAAUGUUGAAGUGAAGUGAAAUCUUUGCACAAUUAGCUGCAAGGCAGGGUGGGGAUUAGCCACUAUCCUCUACUUCUCAUGUAUCCCUUUCCACAGUUUGGAUUCUGGUUUGGAGCAAAUUUCCUUCAUUAUGGGUGGUCUGAUCACUCAGCAGUAGAUGCAAUCUUAAUUAGUGCUCAUAAGUACUAUGCCUCUCAGACAGUAAUGCUGUGAAGGUCUGAUCCUGACAUCUGGACCUUUUGUUGGCUUUGAGAGAUUUUUGGAUCAGCCUCAAAGCAAGUCAAGCAGGCAGAACUAGAAUCUUGUAAGUGAGGCAGAGCUCCCCUUUCACACAGUAAGGGACAGGAGAGCAGGCAAUGUGGGGUGGUUGUCCCUGAUGCGGUGAGGGGCACGGCAGAGUGUUCCUUUUCAACUGCCACCUCUUCCUAGGCAUAGCGAGUCAAAAAGACUGAUUGUGCAGGGGGACAUAGUUUCAUAGUUGGUAGGGUCGGAAGGGACCCGAGCAGAUCAUCAAGUCCGACCCCCUGCCAUGGCAGGAAAGAGUACUGGGGUCAAAUGGCCCCGGCAAGGUUUUCAUCUAACCUCCUCUUAAAGACCUCCAGGGUAGGAGCCAGCACCAUGUCUCUUGGAAGUUGAUUCCAGAUCCUAGCCGCCCUGACUGUGAAGUAGCGCCUCCUGAUGUCUAGUCUGAGUCUACCCUCUGCCAGCUUGUGACUGUUAUUUCUUGUCAUUCCUGGUAGUGCUUGGGGGAACAGGGACUCCCCCAGUGGCUGCUGGUCCCCCCUGACUAGUUUGUAACAGGCCAGUAGAUCCCCCCUCAGCCUUCUCUUGUGGAGGCUGAACAGGUUCAGGUCUCUUAGUCUCUCCUUGUAGGGCCUGCCCUGCUGGCCCCUGAUCAUGCAGGUGCCCCUCCUCUGGACCCUCUCAAUGCUGUCCGUAUCCCUCCUGAAGUACGGCGCCCAGAACUGGACACAGUACUCCAACUGUGGCCUGACCAGUGUCGCAUAGAGGGGGAGGAUCACCUCCUUAGACCUGCUCAACUUAACCUGCUCUGUGGAUACAUGACAAGGUGUGGUUGGCCUUCCUGACUGCAUCCCCACACUGUUGGCCCAUGCUGAUUUUGGCAUCAAUAAUGACUCCAAGAUUUUUUUCAGUCUCUGCACUGACAAGAAGGGAGUUCCCCAGCCUGUAGGUAUGCUGCUGGUUCUUCCUCCCCAGGUGCAGCACCUUGCACUUGUCAGUGUUGAAACGCAUCCUGUUCUCAUCUGCCCACCCCUGUAACCUGUCUAGGUCUGAUUGCAGCCUUUUCCUCCCUUCUAGCAUGCCCAUAUCCUCCCACAUCUUAGUGUCGUCAGCAAAUUUGAACAGAGUGUUCUUUACCCCCUCAUCCAAGUUGCUGAUGAAGAUGUUGAACAGUGUGGGUCCGAGGACCAAGCCCUGGGGGAUCCCACUGCCCACAUUCCUCCAGGUUGAAAAUGACCCAUCCACCACCACUCUCUGGGUGUGGCCCUCCAGCCAGUUAGUGACCCAUUUGACUGUGUAGAUGUCGAUGCCACAGUCCCUUAGUUUUUUUGAUGAGAGUGGGGUGAGAGACAGUGUCAAAGGCCUUCCUAAAGUCCAGAAAGACUACAUCCACUGCUACACCUGCGCCUAAGGAUUUUGUGACCUGGUUAUAGAAGGCCACCAGGUUGGUUUGACAGGACCUGCCUCUAAUGAACCCGUGUUGGUUGUCCCUAAGCGUAACCUCCCCUGCUGGCCCCUUGCGGACAUGCGCCAGGAUAAUUCUCUCAAAAAUCUUACCCAGGAUCGAGGUAAGACUAACUGGCCUAUAGUUUCCUGGGUCCUCCUUCUUCCCUUUUUUGAAAAUGGGAACCACAUUGGCCCUUUUCCAGCCCUCUGGCACCACACCAGAGCACCACCAAUGCUUGUAAAGCCGUGCCAGGGGUCCCGCAAUGACCUCUGCUAAUGUAUGUAACCGCAGUAAACCCACUUCCAGCACUAAUGCUGGAGUUUCUCUUUCCCCAACGUACAGGAAGCCCUUUUACAUUGUAUGGCAUGUUUUGUAACAGAUCAAGCUGAUAUCAGGUUUGGGAUAUGACCAAGUUUAGCUUUUGUAUUCAACUUAACCUAAAUUUCAGGCUGCUUCUUCAGACCAAGCAUAUUUGCCCAAGAAUAUAAAAUCUUUUUUUGUGGAAAUAAAAUUUAACGUGUGCAAAUUU